This is a messenger RNA of Notolabrus celidotus (New Zealand spotty), 1206 nucleotides long. Its product is annotated as sialic acid-binding Ig-like lectin 12. NCBI's taxonomy places the organism in Eukaryota, Metazoa, Chordata, Actinopteri, Labriformes, Labridae. The coding region runs from base 87 to 1196 and encodes 369 amino acids. The transcript has 6 exons. The record is from RefSeq and is a predicted model, not a curated record.
GUGAAGACUCAUUGGAGAAAGACUUCUCUGUGAUCAAGCUUCAGCUGACUUGUUUGGGGAGGUGGACUGGUUCUGCUGCUGAGGUGAUGAGUGUCCCGUCAUUCCUGUCAGUGAGCAUGUCAGCCAACAUGUUUCUGAUUGUCCUCUUUGUGCCAGGGGCUCUGACUCAGUGCCCUGAAGAUACAGAUCUCUUCAUCACUUCACCUCAGAGGAUGGAGGCUCUGAAUGGAUCUUGUUUGCUGAUCCCGUGUAACUUCAGCGCUAGAUAUAGAGAAGGGAUUGAAAAUCAGUUUGUCAGCACAAGAGAAACAUUUGGACUGUGGGCUAAAGACAAUACAAACAAUUUGGUUUUUAACAGUAGUGGGACAGUUCUCAAAUAUCCAUUCAGCAUAACUGGAGACCUGAAGGAGAAAAACUGCACCACUCUGUUCUCCAACAUCAAUGCAACAUUUAAAGGCAUUUACUGCUUCAGGAUCAUGAACUGGCCGUUCAGGGCAACAGCUAUAUGUGACCCUCUGAACAUAACAGUGAGAGAUUCUCCUCCGAGCCCCAGAAUAGAGAUCCCAGCAGGAGACCUGAAGGAGAAGGAGUCUGUCACUAUAACCUGCUCAGCUCUCACUCCCUGUCCACACUCUCCUCCUAAACUCACCUGGAGUCUCCAAAGAGACUCUCUCAACAACAUGGAGGAAAACACAGAUGGAACCUUUACAACUCAAAUCCAGGAGAGCAUCACUCUGUCAGAGCACCAUGAUGGAUACAACAUCACCUGUUCUGCCACAUAUCCUGUGAAUGAAGGCAGAGAUGUGAGGACAGCAGAGGAGACAAAGACUCUCAUUGUUUCAUAUGCUCCUAAACACACCUCAGUGUCCAUCAGUCCAUCAGGUUUGGUGUCAGCAGGUACCCUGGUUAACCUGACCUGCUCCAGCAGAGCCAAGCCUCCUGUCAGCAGGUUCACCUGGUUCAGGAUCAGCAACAACAGACCUGUGAACGUAUCUGAAGGAGAGUCUUACAGCCUUAAUGUGACUGAAGGAGGAGUUUAUUACUGCGUGGCCACAAGUGAUCUUGGUAAUCAGACGUCUUCAAGGAUUCAUUUGAGUACUUCAGCAGAGAGCUCUUUUGGCUCUCUACCGUUGGGUUCAGCUGUCGGAGCGAUCGUUGUUCUCCUCCUCAUCUGCCUUGCUGUGUGUGUGUGGUAAGUUUCACCAA